This is a messenger RNA of Sinocyclocheilus grahami, 4309 nucleotides long. RefSeq names its product mitogen-activated protein kinase kinase kinase 5 (gene map3k5). Gene Ontology annotation, molecular function: MAP kinase kinase kinase activity; ATP binding. The transcript has 27 exons. The record is from RefSeq and is a predicted model, not a curated record. Lineage: Eukaryota; Metazoa; Chordata; Actinopteri; Cypriniformes; Cyprinidae. Bases 595 to 4164 code for a protein of 1189 amino acids. Gene Ontology annotation, biological process: MAPK cascade; protein phosphorylation; cellular response to stress.
AGUGUGAGUUGUGUUGAAGAUAAUAAUAGAAAUAGGGCAGGGUCCAGCAGACAAACGCGCUUCAGCCGAGAUCGAUUUCGCAAUUUAAUGACAUAGACACAAUGACAUAAACAGGAACGACAGGACUGAGAAAACGCGUUUGAUGGCUCAUAGUGAAACGGCUCGACACGACGCACGCGGAGUUCAGCGAUCCACAGAGCUGCGCUGUCGUUACUUCAGAAACGACUAUACAUGCGCUCCGAUAAAUAAGUUCUUCUGAAACGCUUUUGUUUCAGGACAUGGAUGCAUUUUCUGGAGUGUGAUAUCGUUUCUUCGAGUCGUGACGAGCGUGUGCGUGAUCUAUGCAGUUAUUCAAUUCUUGCCAUUUUUUUCCUCGUCCAGACCUAUAUAUGCUGCUAAGCGGAUUUUUACAUUUUGAUCUAAAAAUGAAACCAUAAUCGUCUUCAUUGUUGGUUACAUUGUUGACGACAUCACGUCAGUGUUAUUUGCUGGUUUGGUGCCACUAGUAGAGCUACCAGGAAUGGCAGCUAUGCAGUGUGCUGGUUGAGAAGCUGUACUGUUGGGGUUGGGGUCAUUUAACAAACUGAUGAAAAAAUGAAUUCCAUUCCGGAGGCCAUUUCUCUUUCCGUACCCUCUCUCUGCCAACCCCUAGACAUGAUGGGAGGGAGUAAUGGAGAAUCCAGUGGCAGCGUGAACCCUGGUGCUGGGACCUUCUGGCAGGACCCCUCCAGCUGUAAGAGCGCCAACCCUGGGGUGAUCAGUUUGCCCUCAGACAGUGGGAACUUGUUGACCACGGGUAAAUGUAAGAGCCGAGCCGUGCAAGUGGCCUAUGUGAGGAACUCUGAAACGAGCCAACCUCUCAGCCCGGAGAACAUGGCUUUACAGUGUCUGAAGGAUGCUUGUGACAUUGUGGGGUUUAAACUAGACAUAGUCCCCUUUGGGAAGCUGGACUUUGGUGAAACGUCAGUUCUUGAUCAUUUUUACAAUGCAGAUAUUGCAGUGGUUGAACUGACGGAUGCAUUUCGACAGCCCUCUCUCUUCUAUCACUUGGGUGUGCGAGAGAGUUUCAGCAUGGUCAACAACAUCAUUCUUUACUGUGAUCUCAACUCCGACUCGCUGCACUCUCUUCAGGAGGUGGUAUGUCAGAAGAAUAUGACAUGUACCGCUAACUACACGUUCAUUCCAUACAUGGUGACGCCUCAGAAUAAGGUGUAUUGCUGUGAGAGCAGUCUGAUGAAGGGUUUGAGUGAGCUGAUGCAGCCUAACUUUGAGGCCCUGCUGGGGCCCAUCUGUAUGCCACUACUGGACAGACUCACUCAACUGCUCACCAGCUGCAAGACCAACACCUGCCAGUACUUCCGUGAGACGGUUCUGAAUGAGAUCCGUAAAGCGCGAGAGCUUUACACCGGAGCAGAGCUAGCGGCUGAGCUCCGACGGAUCCAGCAGCGGCUCGAUAACGUGGAGUGUCUUUCAGCUGAUGUCGUCAUCAAUCUCCUUCUGUCAUACAGAGAUAUUCAGGAUUAUGAAUCUAUUGUGAAGUUAGUUGAAACACUGGAAAAGCUGCCGACCUUUGACCCAGUGGCUCAUCCUCACAUAAAGUUCCACUACGCCUUUGCCCUCAACAGGAGAAAUCUACCAGGAGACAGACAGAAGGCUCUGGACAUUAUGUUGCCAUUGGUGAACUCGGAUGAGCAGGUGGCAUCUGAUAUUUAUUGCCUUGUAGGCCGAAUCUAUAAGGAUAUGUUCCUGGACUCUCAUUUCACCGACACGGAUGGCAGAGAUCAAGGCAUGCACUGGUUUAGAAAAGGUUUUGAAUCGGAGCCCACGCUGCACUCUGGUAUAAACUAUGCAGUGCUGCUGCUGGCUGCAGGACAUCAGUUUGACUCCUCCUUUGAGCUGCGUAAAGUAGGUGUGAAGUUGAGCAGUCUCCUGGGGAAGAAGGGCAGUUUGGAUAGAUUACAGAGUUACUGGGACGUGGGUUUCUUUCUCGGGGCUAGUAUUCUCGCCUGCGACAACACACGAGUCAUCCAGGCCUCUGAGAAACUCUUCAAACUUAAAGCUCCUAUUUGGUAUCUACGCUCGCUGGUUGAGACCAUCCUCAUCUAUAAGCACUUUACAAAACCAACCACUGAUCCACAGGCCCCUAAACAAGAGCUUGUGGACUUCUGGAUGGACUUCAUGGUGGAAGCCACCAAAAAGGAUGUGACAUCUGUCCGUUUUCCUGUAUUGAUACUGGAGCCCACUAAAGUGUACCAGCCAUCGUACCUCUCAAUCAACAACGAUGUGGAAGAGAACACGCUAUCCAUCUGGCACGUGACCCCUGACGACAGAGGUAUAGGGAUCCACGAGUGGAAUUUCAGUGCAGCAUCAGUACGAGGUGUGAGCAUCUCCAAAUUUGAUGAGCGCAGCUGUUUUCUGUAUGUGGUGAACAACUCAGAAGACUUCCAAAUCUAUUUCUGCACAGAGAUGCACUGCAAAAGGUUCUGUGAUCUGGUAAACACGCUCACUGAGGAGGCCUGGAAAGGCUCAGAAGAGACUGAGUGUGAAUCAGAGGCUUUAGAGUAUGAUUAUGAAUACGCUGAGCAUGGAGAGAGGGUGGUUCUGGGUAAGGGCACAUUUGGGGUAGUCUAUGCCGGUCGUGACCUCAGUAACCAGGUGCGCUUAGCCAUCAAAGAGAUUCCUGAACGGGACAGUAGAUAUUCACAGCCUCUGCAUGAAGAAAUCGCCCUGCAUAAACACCUCAAGCACAAGAACAUCGUGCAGUACCUAGGCUCCAUCAGCGAGAACGGCUUCAUCAAGAUCUUCAUGGAGCAGGUGCCUGGAGGCAGUCUGUCAGCAUUGCUCAGGUCAAAGUGGGGUCCUCUAAAAAACAAUGAGCCAACUAUCGGUUUCUACACCAAACAGAUAUUGGAGGGUAUAAAAUACCUGCAUGACAACCAGAUAGUUCACAGAGACAUUAAGGGGGAUAAUGUCUUGAUAAACACCUACAGCGGAGUUUUGAAAAUCUCUGAUUUUGGAACAUCCAAACGUCUUGCCGGGAUAAACCCCUGCACCGAAACCUUUACUGGUACGUUACAGUACAUGGCCCCUGAAAUCAUCGAUAAAGGGCCGCGUGGGUACGGCAAGCCAGCGGACAUCUGGUCUCUGGGCUGCACCAUUAUAGAAAUGGCUACUGGGAAACCGCCCUUCUAUGAGCUGGGGGAGCCGCAGGCAGCAAUGUUCAAGGUUGGGAUGUUUAAAAUCCACCCGGAGAUUCCUGACUCUAUGUCCACUGAAGCCAAAGCAUUUAUCCUGCGCUGUUUCGAGCCUGACCCAGACAGCCGAGCCACGGCCAAUGAUUUACUCACCCACGAAUUCCUCACCGUUACAUCACGCAAAAAACGAUCAAAGAACAGUAGUUUCACAGCUCUUACACCAGGACCUGUUAUGGCCCAACAUUUUGUAUUUCUCCAGGUAAAUAAAGUCCUUCAUAACCACAACAUAAAGCCGCACUGGAUGUUUGCCCUGGAUAACAUCAUUCGAAAGGCUGUACAGACUGCCAUCAUCAUAUUAGUACCUGAAUUGCGGCCACACUUCACGCUGGCGUCUGAGAGCGACCCCGCUGAGCAAGAGGACAUUGAUGACGACACAGUUCCUCAGGGGAACGCUGCCCUUAAGGAUAGAGCGCCACCUUUCGCUCAUCAUGACGACACUGUGGCCACAUCUGGAGUGAGCACGCUCAGUUCAACAGUUUCCCAUGAGUCUCAGAGCGCUCAGCGAUCGAUUAGCAUGGAGCUGGGUCGCAUGAAGCUAGAAACCAAGAGGUUGUUGGAGGAAUUAAUAGAGAAGGAGAGAGAGUAUCAGGCCAUCGUACAGCAAGUGCUGGAGGAGAGAGAACAGGAGAUCAAACUACUGAGGUGUCGAUCCGGGCCCGCAGAUGUUUCUGUGCACCUCAUGAGCACAAGUAGUUCAUUCGAUCGAGAAGGAGACCAGGAACUUCUGGAAUGGCUUAAACACCACGGGGCAGAUGCAGAUUCCAUCGAGAGGAUUCUAGCUGAAGAUUACAGUCUUGAUGACAUCCUUCAUUAUGUCACAAGAGACGACUUAAAGGCUUUGAGAUUACGCGGUGGAGUCCUGUGUAAACUCUGGAGCGCUAUCACUGAGCACAGAACGACGGCGGGCUGAAGACGACAGCCACGUGCAAUCCAGAGCAAAUAUCUAGUGGGAUCAAUUCAAGUCUUUGUGAUGGUACAGAUCACAUGUAAAUACGUGUUUUAACUUUUUUUUUUGUGUGUGUGUGCUGUCAAACGAUUAAUCGCGAUUAAUCGCA